This is a messenger RNA of Thyridium curvatum, 3285 nucleotides long. RefSeq lists its product as uncharacterized. Gene Ontology annotation, biological process: regulation of DNA-templated transcription. NCBI's taxonomy places the organism in Eukaryota, Fungi, Ascomycota, Sordariomycetes, Thyridiales, Thyridiaceae. The record is from RefSeq and is a predicted model, not a curated record. Gene Ontology annotation, molecular function: DNA-binding transcription factor activity, RNA polymerase II-specific; acetyltransferase activity; zinc ion binding. The transcript has 7 exons. The coding region runs from base 1 to 3285 and encodes 1094 amino acids.
AUGCCUUCACCCGCGCCGACAGGCCGUCGCCUCUUACCCAAGCCCGGCACCCCGGACCAGAGUGAUACCGCAACGGAUGAACUUGCGCCUGCGUCCAAGAAAGCCAAACCCAACCCGACGCUGAUCGCCUGCGACGCAUGUCGCGCAAGAAAAAUCAAGUGCGAUGGCCUGAAGCCGUCCUGCUCUCAGUGCCUUGACCGGAAAGCGGCGUGUCAAUACCGCACGCGCGUUCGGGCCGAAACUCUCCACCAGGAGGCCCUCGAGCUGCGAAAGACGUCGCAAGGCCUGUUCCAAGUCCUGGAGCUGUUGAGGACGGCGCCGGAAGAUGCCGCCAUUGACUUUCUGCGCGUUCUCCGCGAUGAACCUUCAGUAUUCGACUUCACCUCGUCGCCGUCUCUUGCCAGUUGGGAAGCAGCCAGAUCCCUGGCCCUCGCUCGGUCCCCGAGUCUUGCCAAAUCUCCUGCGCCUAUCGAUUUUGAAACUGAACUAGGCAACCAGUUUCCUGGCGCAUUCCCUCCUCUGAAGCCCUUGGCCCUUGCAGAUGUCAACCUGCGCCUUCUCCAUGCCAGCCCUAUUACGAUCGCAGACCGCACCAGACAUAACAGGAAGCGGCGUCGGUCUGUUGACGGCUCACGAGGCCGACCUCUACCCAGCGCUGAUUCUCUACCGCAGUCGACAACUGGUGCAAGCAAGCGAUAUGUUGACUAUCGUCUUGAACAUCUGAAUGUUCAGCCCUGGACGUCGGUGCCAGUCUCAGACACACUCGCAGCAAGAGCACUGUCAUUUUACCUUAGCAAUGAACAUCCCUUGCUAGGGGUCUUUGAUCCCGACCUUGUCAUCAGAGAUCUAGUUCGUGGAAGUGGUCGUUUCUGCUCGCCUCUCCUUUUUAGCGCGUUGAUGGCCUGGGCUUUUUCCACAUAUGCACAGUUUGACGACAGAGGAGCGCUGUUGUCUGUCCAAUUCUUCGAGGAAGCCAAACACCGCUGGACACGAGAACAGUGUCAAGACUCCAUCGCAGCUGUUUCGGCAGGAAUACUGCUGACCUUGACUUGCAAUCAUCAUGCUAAUGAUCGGGAUGGUCUGUUAUACCUCGAUGCCAGCGCCGAGAUGGGCCUCCGACUUGGGCUUUUCAACGCCUCUCACGUUGCGAUAUCAGAGCAAAACGACGACGAAGAGUACAGAUCGGCUGCAUGCUAUGCUGCCUGGGGGAUUUUUGGAUGGCAUACUUUGCAUUGUAUAUACUUUCGACGACACCAUCGUAUCGAGACCCCUCCCGCGUCUCCAAUUCCCGGAGACAUGGCCGACAGCGGUCAGAUGAGCCCCAAGCUGCCCGACUAUAUGGGCAGCACAUUCACCUGGGUCGCCAAGUUUUGGGUGAUUGUGCACGAGUUCUUUGGCAAAGGUCUCUUAGAUCUCGAGGAGACCAAUUUUGAAAGAGCCGAAUUGGCAUAUCAAAGGCUCUUGGAUUGGUCGCACGGACUACCAGAGACGGUUAGAAGGACAGAUGGCUGCUCACACCACGUCUUAAUAUUACAUGCCUGGUAUCACACAGUGAUUAUGCACAUAUGGCGGCCGUUCAUAGAGGCGCGCCAGCGAAACGGCUUGCCACCACCUACCUCAGUCACUUUGGGAGAUCGACCUGCGAUAGCUUACAGGGCAUCCGUCAACCAGCUAAAGAGAAUUCUGCUGUCAUACCGGGAGCGGUUCGAGACCACUCACCUCACCAUGCUCAUCACGCCGGGCUAUCUCUACAUGCUGAACGAAGUGUUCCGGGACAGCGACUCUCCCGAGGCGCACUUCUACUUCCUGCUCUCCAUGCGCGGGCUGCUGUCCAUUGCGCCCUGGUGCCAGGGCCUGAGCGGCAUCGCAAAGGCAUUCUUCAGCCUGGGUUGGCGCAACGGCGUGUUUCGCCGCCACGGCUGGGCCGACAACCUGAUCGAGGAUGUCAAGCUCGCCACGGUCGAUACAAAGUACAGCAGCCUCUACCCCAUUGAUCUAUCGCAGGCAGAUGACGACACGGGGAGGGGCAACAUGGAAACCCUAGCGAGCGAGUUCCAAAAUCUCGUGCUUGCUUCUCAUGAUGCGGAUCACGCGGAUGGACUGGAAAGCGAUGCUGGCGAUCAGGUCCCGAUAUGGAAGGGCGAUCCCCGCGAUCUGGAUUUGUCGCUGAGCCAAGCCACGAAAGAGGAACCUUACUGCCGACACCGCAUUCAAUUCCCGAGUUGCUGGGCAGUGCAGCAACAAUCCCGACGAGCAAGAAUGAGCAACCCGACUUUCUCGAGGGAUCAAUUGGCGCGGUACUUUGACCACAUCAACCUCCCAACCCAAUAUCGCGACCAGCUCAUCGGCGCCGGUCCCGGCCGCCAUGCGGCCCCCCUCGACAUCGCCGCGCUCACUGCCCUCCACACCCACCAGAUCGCGGCGAUUCCCUACGAAAAUCUGAGCCUACACUAUUCCAGAGACAAGAUCAUCAGCCUGGACCCGCAGGAGCUGUAUACCAAGUUCGUCGCCAACGGGCGCAACCGCGGCGGCUACUGUAUGGAGGGCUCGCUCUUCUUCCUCCACGUCCUCCGCAGCCUGGGCUUCCACGCCUUCCCGACCGGCGUCCGCAUCCGGCUGCGCGAGGACGGCGUCCCCAAGGGCGACUACGUCGGGCUGGUGCACCUCGUGCUCGUCGUCGAGCUGCCGGGCGCUCCCGACGGCGGCGGGCAGCAGCAGCAGCGAGACAGGUACGUCUGCGACGUGGCGUUUGGCGGCGACGGCCCCACCGCGCCGCUCCCCCUCGUGCACGGGCGGGUCACCCGGAACCUGGGCGCGCAAGAGGUGCGCUACGUGCACGACCACAUCCCGCAGUACCGCAACUCGGAGGCGCAAGUGUGGAAUUCCUUUUACUGCUUCGACCCCGAGACCGAGUUCCUCGAGGCGGACUUCCAGAUCAUGAACUACUACACGAGUUCUGGCCAGACGUUUCAGCGCAAGAUGACGCUGAUUGUCAAGUUUCUACUCGAGGGCGAGAGAAAGAGCGCCGAGGAGGGCAAGAUCAGUAAUGAGGGGCAGAGCAGCGAUGGAGGAGACAGGAAGAUCGUGGGCAAACUAAUGCUCGUCAACGGCAUCGUGAAGCGGAACAUGGGCGGCAGGACCGAGGUGGUCCAGGAGUGCCGAACAGAGCCUGAGCGUAUCGAGGCUUUGCGGAGAUGGUUUGGGAUCACGCUCACUCAAGAGGAGAUUGAGGGCAUUGCGGGAGAGGUUACCGAGUUGAAGGAUGUGGAAACCAUUGUCGCCUAG